AUGAACGCAGCGCUCGUCCUCAUCAUCGCUCUCUGGGCGUCCCCUCUGGCGGCCUUCGACCUGGGCCAGUCCACCCGGUGCGUGGCCAUCCCCCACCAGAUGAAGGUGUGCAAGGAUGUGGGUUACUCCGAGAUGCGCCUUCCCAACUUUUUGGGCCACAGCAACCUGGAAGGGGAGGUGGUUCCUCGCUCGGAGGACUGGAGGCCGCUGCUGCAGACGGGCUGCCAUCCUCAGGCCCAAGCCUUCCUCUGCUUACUCAUCGCUCCCGUCUGUCUCGACACAUUCAUCCAGCCCUGUCGCAGCCUGUGCGUGGCUGUGAGGGACAGCUGUGCCCCCGUGCUCGCCUGCCAGGGUCACCCUUGGCCAGAAGCACUUGACUGCGAGCGCUUCCCCACCGAGGAGGACACCUGCUUGUCUCCUCACGCCAAGUUCAGCCACUUUGCUAAAGAUUUGCCCAAAGCGGGGUGUCAGAACUGCCCCACAGUGGUAGAAGCUCCUGCCAUGAGAACAGUCCUGGAUGCUUUUUGCCAGCAUGACUUUGCCGUCAGCGCCAAGCUGCACCGCCGCCGCCUCCUUACCGGCGACCCCGAGUUUGAGGUGGAAGGCCGGGUGGAGUUCAUCCGCCAGGGCCCCUUGUUGCCGUACGACACCCACCACCUCCUCCACCAAUGGCUGCUCAUCAACCUGCCCUGCUCCAACGCUCUGGUGCGGCCCGGCCGCUCUCAACUCUACGUGCUGACGGGCUCCGUGCAGGCGGACGGCAUCCUCGCCAUCACUCGCCUCUUCCCCUGGCACAGGAAGGAUGCAAACAUCGCCAUGGCAACACGCAAGUGGAAGCGUCACAGAUGUCAAGUUUGAGUUUUUUUAGGGGGGAAAACUUGACUAGUUUAAGCGCUAGUCUCACUUCUGCUCCUAUAGCACACUGAAAUAGAACGCACU
Molecule: messenger RNA, 939 nt
Organism: Nerophis ophidion (straightnose pipefish)
Lineage: Eukaryota; Metazoa; Chordata; Actinopteri; Syngnathiformes; Syngnathidae
Gene: szl
Product: sizzled
Exons: 4
Coding region: 1-858 (285 amino acids)
Biological process (GO): negative regulation of canonical Wnt signaling pathway; non-canonical Wnt signaling pathway; canonical Wnt signaling pathway
Molecular function (GO): Wnt-protein binding
Source: RefSeq, a predicted model, not a curated record